Messenger RNA from Oryzias latipes (Japanese medaka), 2113 nucleotides. NCBI's taxonomy places the organism in Eukaryota, Metazoa, Chordata, Actinopteri, Beloniformes, Adrianichthyidae. The record is from RefSeq and is a predicted model, not a curated record.
UUUAGCUUAAAAGCUUCUUCUCUCGGCGGAGCAGUUUCAGUCUGAAGGAACCUGCUGCUCUGUGAACAUAUCUGUGGGGGAAAAUAACUGCUGUUUGGACACAAAUACCUGCCAGCAGCUUGGUGUCAGUGAAAUGACCAGUCAGUGACCGGCCGCUGUACCCCCCGACCGCUGACGCGUCUGUCUGCGCCGCAGCGCCUCUUGUUCUGCAUCUGUGGCCUCGUUGUUUGUAGACGCGGGCUGGUGUUUGCCUGCAGCUGGAUGUGCGAUGUGUGGACGCUCCCCCCACCCGUGUCUGCUGCUGUGGAUCGUUGCUGCAGGAAUCUCUGCAGCUCUAUGUGAAGUCAAAACGGCGGGCAGCCUGACGGUUGAGGCGGGCAGCGCUGCCUCGCUCACCUGCAACAUCUCCCUGGCGACCGGGGAAGUCGUCCACCAAGUGCGUUGGCUGAACAGGCACAAGGUGCCUCUCCUGACCUACGAGCCCCCGGCCCGCAUCAGCCACAGCCAAGCCCACGUGCAGCUCACCUCCUCCCCCCGAAACGCCAGCUCCAUCACCAUCAGGAGGGUGCGGCCCGACGACGGCGGCUGUUACCGCUGCGUCUUUGACGUCUACCCCUCCGGGAGUCAGGAGGGCUCGACCUGCAUCAGCGUCACUGGUAAAGUGCACCUGGAGGGGAACCGGACGGCCGUCAGCGGGAAACCCGUCUCCCUCUCCUGCUGGUACAGCCUCCCCGAGCGGGUCAGCCAGGUGCUGUGGACCAAGACGAGCGAGCAGGGCGACAGCACCACCGUGGCGUCCUACUCCAAGAGAGGCCACCACACGCCCGAGCCGUUCAGGGAUCGAGUCCGGCUGAGUCCCACGCUGGGAGACAGCCGGCUGACCGUCCUGAGCGUCCGCACGGAGGACGAGGCCUGCUACACCUGCCAGUUUCACACCUACCCGGACGGAACCAGGAGCUCCACGGCCUGCCUCUCCGUCUACGUUCUACCCCAACCCCAGCUGACCCACGCGGUGUCAUCCCCCGGCGUCACCGAGGCCAACUGCACUGCCCAGUCUCGCCCGCCCGCCGAGAUCACGUGGGAGGUCGGCGACGAGAACCGCACGUUAGGGGUGCCCGUUUCCUCGGCCUACGAGCACGGCGACGGCACGACCACGGUGACCAGCACGCUGCUCUUCCAGUCGGGGCUGCUGGGCGACAUGGCGGUCAAAUGUGUGGUCCGUCACCCGGGGCUGGAGAAGCCGCUGAUACUGAUGCUGGACUCAGACGUGUGCCCGGCCAUCAUCGUCCUCCUUUCGGUGUGCGGCGUGGCGGCGGUUCUCCUCCUGUGUCUGUGCGUGUGUCUCUGCAAGUGCUUCAUCUGCACCCAAGGCAAGUCCAGCGUCUGAACGACUGAUCGGUUCUGCCUCCAUGAAGGUCUGGUGGAGAUGUGACCCGGCUGCUCAGAACCGUCCCCUCAGCAGGAUUGGCUCUGUGGAGACUUCUGGACACUUAAAAACACAUUUUUAAUGCUAGAAACCCCACCGUGUGAAGACUAGACACUGUGACAUCACUCUGUGAGAGGCGUGGCCAAACUCCUCACAGGUGAGUGGAAAUGUGGACUGAUCUCCUCCAGAAGCACACCGAGAAGAACCAAAGUGCUCCUCUGACGGAGCAGAGACUCUCUGGAGACACUUGAGGUGUUGACGCUAAAGCAGACUCACCUGAGAACGCACCUAUGGUCACUCGGAGGAGAAGGAAUCCAACAAAUGAUAGUUUUCCUUUUGAAAGAGGAAAACCCGAUUCGGGUUCAGUUCACCAUUACUGUAAGUCACUGUACGUGGAAACAGCGUUAUGUUUAUUUUAGUGAGUGGGACUCAGCGGGGCGGGCGGGCGGGGGUCUUUGUGGUUUCCACCAGCGUAGGAAAGGUUUUCUACGUGCUGAAAGGCGAACACGUCUGUAGAAACGCCUGUUUGUGCAGCUGCUGCAGACUUGCCGCCACACCGUCACUGCACUGAAGAACACGUUUUAGACUUUAACCGCCUCCAGCUCCUGCUGCACUCAUGUGUAUGUGUGUGUAAAUAUAAAGGUAUUUUUAAAGUAAAAUUAUUAAUAAAUAAUCCUAAGAAAUGAA